Molecule: messenger RNA, 1311 nt
Organism: Vicugna pacos (alpaca)
Lineage: Eukaryota; Metazoa; Chordata; Mammalia; Artiodactyla; Camelidae
Source: RefSeq, a predicted model, not a curated record
UGGGCCCCAGCCUGGUGCAUACGCAUCCCCGCCACCCCGACGGCUCUCAGUCGCGCAGCCAGCCUGCACCCGCCUCGUCUCCUGCAGCACCCCAGACCCCUCGACGGCAGGCCAUGGGCGAGUACUGGGACGUGGGCCCGGUGCUGCUGCUGCUCCGCGUGCACAAGACGUCCCUGGCUUUGCCCAGCCCGCUGGGAUCCUUGGCCCCGGACGCCUGGUUCUGUCACUGGUUACAGCUCAUGCUGCCCCGGGGCUCCCCGCUCUGCUUCCCCUGCUACCAGUGGCUUGAGGGCGAGGGGAGCCUGGUGCUGCGGGAGGGGACAUGUGGAGUGAGUUUCUUCUGGGGAUACCCCACUGCCUGGAUGCUGAAAACCUCAAGGAGCUUGAUCCCAACCUGCGUUACUCAGUCACCAAAGAAAUCAACCAGAACGUCCGCCUCAUCUCCGCGUGAGCCCACCUGCCCCGCCCGACACCUCCCUUGCUGCACCCCUGUUUCCCUCCCAGGCUCUCCCACUCAUCAUAGGAACAUCGCCUUGAAGCUGAAGGGACUGCUGGACAGCCAGCAGCCCUGGAGGAGCCUGGAUGAGAUCCACCGCACCUUCAUCUUCUUCAAAUCACCCGUGUCAGAGUACGUGUUUGAACUUUGGCAAGAGGAUACCUUCUUUGCUUACCAGUUUCUGAACGGCCUCAACCCAGUUCUGAUCCAAUGCUGUCACUGCCUCCCAAAGAACUUCCCUGUCACUGAUGCCAUGGUGGCACCUGUGCUGGGCCCCUGGACCAGUCUGCAGGCUGAGCUGGAGCUGCUCAUUCCUCAUUUCUGCUACACCUUCCACAUCAACAUCCAAGCCCGCACUGGGCUCUUUGCACCAGGAAAGCUCGUCCACCAGGCAACAUCACUGGGACAGGUGGGCUGCGUGGAGCUGCUGGCCAAAGGGCUGAAGGCUGUCACCUACCGCUCCCUCUGCCUGCCCCACCACCUGGCUGAUUGAGAGGUUCAGGACCUUGUCCACUACUACAACCGUGAUGAUGCACUCUGGAUCUGGGCGGCCAUAGAGAGGUGAAUCUCCCUGCGGUCUGAGCCAGGGAGGCCUGGCUCUGAGCCUCGCCCUCAGCUACUUCUCUAUCAAUUUGUUCUUCAACUUCCCCCUACCUUCUGCCCAAACACACUGCUGUCUCACAGCACUUUCCUGCCUCCUCUUCUUUCCCAACUGUGUGACCUUGGGCAAGUCACUUAAUCACUCUGUGUCUGUUUCUUCAUCUGAAACUGGGGCUAAUAAGAGACCUACCUCGAAGGUUAAUAUUAGGAUUAAA